AUGGAAGGAACAAUUCUUCUCCGCCUGCUCUCUCUCAUUUGCCUCUCCUUCCUCAAAGGAGCAAGCCCUGCGACGUUCACACUGAAGAACAACUGUGGCUAUACCGUGUGGCCGGGCAUCCUCUCCAACGCCGGCGUGGCGCCGCCGUCCACCACCGGCUUCGCACUCUCCCCGGGCGAGUCCCGUGCCGUGGCCGUCGCCGAUGGCUGGUCUGGCCGCAUGUGGGGCCGCACGCUCUGCGUGCAGAGCUCCUCCUCUGGCGCCGGCUUCGCCUGUGCUACCGGUGACUGCGGCUCGGGCACAGUCCAGUGCUCCGGCCGCGGCGCGGCCCCGCCGGCCACGCUGGCCGAGUUCACGCUUGCUUCCAUCGGAGGCGACGACUUCUACGACGUGAGCCUCGUCGACGGCUUCAACGUGCCGGUGCUGGUCGCGCCGGCGAACGGGAGCUGCUCGACCACGGACUGCCCCGCCGACCUGAACGCGCAGUGCCCGCCGGAGCUGCGCGUCGUCGUGGCCGGCGCGACGGUGGCGUGCCGGAGCGCGUGCGAGGCGUUCGGGACGGAGGCGUACUGCUGCAGCGGCACGCACGGGACGCCGGCGACGUGCGCGCCCACGGCCUACUCGCGGCUGUUCAAGGCCGCGUGCCCGCGCGCCUACAGCUACGCCUAUGACGACAUGCCAAAUGGACUAGCGUGGGACUACUUCAUCGGGCCCGACGCGGACGCCUUCGAAGCGGCGCUCGCCGAGCGCACUGCGCGCGAGCAGGAGGAGGAGGAUGCGUGUUGCCGGCGGGAUGAGGAGCUCUGCGACCUCCUCUUCGAGGAGGCGCUCGCCGCCGCGCGCGAGUUCGACGCCAAGCAGGCUGCAUGGCACUUCGAGCAGGAGGAGUAA
Messenger RNA from Triticum dicoccoides, 891 nucleotides. Its product is annotated as thaumatin-like protein 1b. NCBI's taxonomy places the organism in Eukaryota, Viridiplantae, Streptophyta, Magnoliopsida, Poales, Poaceae. The transcript has 3 exons. Bases 1 to 891 code for a protein of 296 amino acids. The record is from RefSeq and is a predicted model, not a curated record.